AUGAAUGCUCAUGAUGCGAAGGAUAAACAAUGGGUACAACCAGACACACUAACUGGUGGUACAAGUGGUGGAGUCACAAAGCCAUACGGAAAGGGCAAGAGACUGAUCAUCCUUCAUGCAGGAUCAGAAAAUGGCUGGGUACCAAAUGCAGAACUGGUAUUUCAGUCUGGGGGCACUUCAGAUGACUACCACAAAGAUAUGGAUCACCAGGAAUUCGAGCGAUGGUUCAAAGAUCAACUACUCCCUAAUAUUCCUGUAAACUCUAUAAUAGCGAUGGACAAUGCAUCAUAUCAUUCAAGGAGAUUUGAACCACUACCUACUUCAUCAUGGCGUAAAGGUGAUAUGAUCUCGUGGUUAGUAAACAAGAGCAUACCAUUUCCAGCUGGAUCUACCAAGAAGGCCCUUUACAUCAUUAUAAAGCAACAUAAGAGUAAAUAUUUGCAGUAUGCUAUAGAUGAGAUGGCAAAGAGUGCUGGUUAUGAAGUGGUGAGACUUCCAGUAGGACACUGUGAACUUAAUCCUAUUGAAAUGGCACGGUCCCAAGUUAAAGGAUAUGCUAAAACACAUAAUACACAAUUCACACUUGAAGCAUUGGAACCUCUCGUUAAAGAUGGUAUCACAUCCAGAAAGAUGGCACAGUCUUGUUCAGCAUGUACGUGA
Amphimedon queenslandica is the source of this 660-nucleotide messenger RNA. RefSeq lists its product as uncharacterized. NCBI's taxonomy places the organism in Eukaryota, Metazoa, Porifera, Demospongiae, Haplosclerida, Niphatidae. Gene Ontology annotation, molecular function: nucleic acid binding. The transcript has 2 exons. The coding region runs from base 1 to 660 and encodes 219 amino acids. The record is from RefSeq and is a predicted model, not a curated record.